GGGAAUAGGUAGAGGGCAGGGGGUUGCUUCCAUAUAUACAGCCCAGGCUUCUUUUCUAGAGGAUUCUGGACAUUGCUUCUCUGUUGCUUGCACUUCACAAGAGAUAACAACUCAACAAUGUUGAAAAUGAUCUCAGUCCUUUCAGCUUUAGCGCUAAUUCUGAUUAUACAAGAGGCAUCUGUUGCCCCAGUUACCCAGCAGCCAAUCAUAGAACCAAGCAAGCUGCCAAGUGGCCUGUCGAGCAAAGAACCUAAUGAGGAACAAAGCGGAGAAGAAACAAAUACUGAAUCAAGCUUACAGUCAAGUGAGGAGCCCAGUGUUUGGCCCCCUGAAGACCCAGGAGUGGAAUUAAGCAGAGAAGGAGAAACAACUGCUGAACCAAGGUUUGACUCAAGUCCAGAACCCACUGUGGAGCCCAGUGACAAAUUCAGUGGAGAAGCAAAUACUGAGCCCAAUGAGAAACCUAGUAUUCAACCAUCUGAAGGACCAAUAUGGGAAGCUAGUGGGGAAUUCAGUGGAGAAGCAAGUACUGAACCAAGUCUAGAGCCCAGUGAGAAGCCCAGUGUUCAACCAUCUCAAGAACCAAUAUGGGAAGCUAGUGGGGAAUUCAGCGGAGAAGCAAGUACCGAACCAAGUCUAGAGCCCAGUGUUCAGCCAUCUCAAGAGCCGAUAUGGGAAGCUAGUGGGGAAUUCAGUGGAGAAGCAAGUACCGAACCAAGUCUAGAGCCCAGUGAGGAGCCCAGUGUUCAACCAUCUCAAGAGCCGAUAUGGGAAGCUAGUGGGGAAUUCAGUGGAGAAGCAAGUACUGAACCAAAUCUAGAGCCCAGUGAGGAGCCCAGUGUUCAACCAUCUCAAGAGCCAAUAUGGGAAGCUAGUGGGGAAUUCAGUGGAGAAGCAAGUACCGAACUAAGUCUAGAGCCCAGUGUUCAGCCAUCUCAAGAGCCAAUAUGGGAAGCUAGUGGGGAAUUCAGUGGAGAAGCAAGUACUGAACCAAGUCUAGAGCCCAGUGAGGAGCCCAGUGUUCAGCCAUCUCAAGAGCCAAUAUGGGAAGCUAGUGGGGAAUUCAGUGGAGAAGCAAGUACUGAACCAAGUCUAGAGCCCAGUGAGGAGCCCAGUGUUCAGCCAUCUCAAGAGCCAAUAUGGGAAGCUAGUGGAGAAUUCAGCGGAGAAACAAGUACCAAACCCAGUCUAGAGACCAGUGUUCAGCCAGCUGAAGAAGAAUCACAUGGAGGGUUCAGUGGAAAAGGAGAACCAACUCUGGAACCAAGCCCUGAGCCAACUGAAGAACAAACUUCACAGACAACCAAGGAGACAAAUAAGGAAGUAAGUGAAGAAAACCCACAGUCUGGUGAAGAGCCCUGCUCAGAAUCUGGUGACUUUACAAGUAUACUGCCGAGUGGAGAAACACAUGAAGAUGUAAGUGAAGAGACAAGCGUACAGCCAAGACCGAGUGAAACUCAAACAGAGACUCCUGAAUAA
This is a messenger RNA of Heteronotia binoei (common prickly gecko), 1479 nucleotides long. RefSeq names its product cell surface glycoprotein 1-like. The transcript is spliced from 3 exons. The record is from RefSeq and is a predicted model, not a curated record. Lineage: Eukaryota; Metazoa; Chordata; Lepidosauria; Squamata; Gekkonidae. The coding region runs from base 118 to 1479 and encodes 453 amino acids.